UAGCUGGUAAUGGGCAGGUUCUUUGCCACAGAAGUUUUUCCAGUGAUACAAGAUAGAAGAAUCUGAGUUUGAUCAUCAAAGAGUACUAAACUGUAGCUAUGAUUGCAUCGUAUUUGCCAAAAUACGGGGCAGUUUUGACCCUCUUUGUCCUAAGUGUGGGUGCCCUGGACACUUUCAUUGCUGCGGUGUAUGAGCAUGCUGUUAUAUUACCGAAUAGAACAGAAACACCUGUUCCAAAGGAAGAAGCUCUGCUCCUGAUGAACAAGAACAUAGAUGUUUUAGAGAAAGCAGUUAAACUGGCAGCCAGGCAGGGCGCACAUAUCAUUGUGACACCAGAGGAUGGAAUUUAUGGCUGGGUCUUCACAAGGGAGACCAUUUAUCCCUAUCUGGAAGAUAUCCCACACCCAGAAGUGAACUGGAUUCCAUGCAAAGACCCACAGAGGUUUGGCUACACCCCAGUACAAGAAAGGCUCAGCUGCCUGGCCAAGGACAACUCUAUCUACGUCGUGGCAAAUAUUGGGGACAAGAAGCCAUGCAAUGCCAGUGACACUAAUUGUCCCCCUGAUGGUCAUUACCAGUACAACACGAAUGUGGUGUUUGAUUCUGAGGGUAAGCUUGUGGCACGCUACCAUAAGUACAAUCUUUUUGCACCUGAAAUUCAGUUUGAUUUCCCCAAGGAUUCAGACCAUGUGACUUUUGACACUCCCUUUGGGAAGUUUGGCAUUUUCACUUGCUUUGACAUUUUUUCUCAUGACCCGGCUGUGGUGGUGGUGGAUGAGCUUCAAGUUGACAGCGUUCUCUACCCCACAGCGUGGUACAACACGCUGCCCCUCCUGUCGGCGGUUCCCUUCCAUUCGGCAUGGGCCAGAGCCAUGAGAGUCAACCUGCUUGCUGCAAAUACUCACAACACCAGCAUGCAUAUGACAGGGAGUGGAAUUUACACACCUGAAGCAGUCAAGGUGUAUCACUAUGACAUGGAAACAGAGAGUGGCCAGCUGAUGCUCUCAGAACUGAAGUCCCGGCCUCGGCGCGAGCCUACCCACCCUGCAGCUGUUGACUGGAGUGCUUACGCCAGAAGUGUCAAGGCAUUCUCAUCUGAGCAGUCUGAUUUUAUGGGGAUGAUUUAUUUUGAUGAGUUCACCUUCACCGAGCUUCAGACAAGCACAGGAAAUUAUACAGUUUGCCAGAAAGACCUGUGUUGUCACUUAACUUACAAGAUGUCUGAGAAGCGAUCAGAUGAGGUGUAUGCACUCGGUGCUUUUGAUGGUCUGCACACAGCAGAAGGCCAGUAUUACUUACAGAUAUGCACAUUACUGAAGUGUCAAACCACUGACUUGAGAACUUGUGGGGAGCCUGUGGGGUCAGCUUUUACCAGCUUUGAAGAAUUCUCCCUCAGUGGCACAUUUGGAACAAGUUAUGUUUUCCCACAGCUCAUUCUAAGUGGGAGUCAGCUUGCCCCUGAAAGACAUUAUGAGGUUUCAAACGAUGGACGUCUGAAGAGCAGGAGCGGAGCUCCUCUGCCUGUAUUAGUGAUGGCCCUGUAUGGAAGAGUAUUCGAGAAGGACCCUCCGCGCUUAGGACAGGGACCAGGGAAAUUGCAGUGAUCCCCUUUUACUGGCACUCUUUCAAGAUUAGCCUAGCAAAGAGAGGGAGGGAAAAAGAGAGAGCCCUUGCUGUCAUUUAUAAGAGAUGUCAUAAAUUGGCUGAAACAACACACAAAAGAAGAUUUAAAAAGCCAUAGAUGUGUGUACAAAUUCUACAUAUUAGAUUUAGCACAAACUCAUUUAUGGGAGCUGCAUUCAUCUUCCAUGUAGAUGCAUUUAAGUCUGUGUAAUUAUGUAUAAUACAGUCAAGAUGUACUUCAGUAUUA
Messenger RNA from Rhinolophus ferrumequinum (greater horseshoe bat), 1870 nucleotides. Its product is annotated as vascular non-inflammatory molecule 3. NCBI's taxonomy places the organism in Eukaryota, Metazoa, Chordata, Mammalia, Chiroptera, Rhinolophidae. Bases 99 to 1604 code for a protein of 501 amino acids. The record is from RefSeq and is a predicted model, not a curated record. The transcript has 7 exons. Gene Ontology annotation, molecular function: hydrolase activity, acting on carbon-nitrogen (but not peptide) bonds, in linear amides.